Boleophthalmus pectinirostris (great blue-spotted mudskipper) is the source of this 1026-nucleotide messenger RNA. RefSeq names its product RAB9A, member RAS oncogene family (gene rab9a). Gene Ontology annotation, biological process: retrograde transport, endosome to Golgi; Rab protein signal transduction. The transcript is spliced from 3 exons. Bases 333 to 941 code for a protein of 202 amino acids. Gene Ontology annotation, cellular component: late endosome; lysosome; phagocytic vesicle. Gene Ontology annotation, molecular function: GTP binding; GTPase activity. The record is from RefSeq and is a predicted model, not a curated record. NCBI's taxonomy places the organism in Eukaryota, Metazoa, Chordata, Actinopteri, Gobiiformes, Gobiidae.
AGCCGUCGUUAGCUUGAUGUGCUAACUGCUUUGUGCAUCGCGUCAGGAAUAUUACAGGAAACACAGCCCAGUUGUACGCUGUCCUGUCCCGUGUUACACCUAGUGUUAACUAUUGACAUAUGCUGUAAUUGGUGCGCUGUUGGUCGACAUAAAGAAAACUUUAAUUUAAGACUGCACGCUGAUUAAACGUUAAGCCACAGAGCUGCUCCUUUCAGCAUGAUAAAAAUGACCAUGUGACUGAGAAAAGAGUCUUGAAUACAUGAUCUGGAAGCAAAGAAGACCCAGUAUACCUUGGAUCAUUAUUAUUGGAUUGCUGCACAAAGCUUAACAUCAUGGCGUCCAAAACAUCCCUGCUGAAAGUUAUUCUCCUUGGUGAUGGGGGAGUUGGGAAGAGCUCCAUUAUGAAUCGGUAUGUCACCAAUAAAUUUGAUGCCCAUCUUUUUCACACUAUUGGAGUUGAAUUCCUCAACAAGGACUUGGAGGUUGAUGGCCACCAGGUAACUCUGCAGAUCUGGGAUACUGCGGGACAAGAGCGGUUUCGAAGUCUGAGAACUCCAUUCUAUCGUGGCUCUGAUUGCUGUCUGCUCACGUUUAGUGUUGAUGACAACCAGAGCUUUCUUAAUUUGGGCAAUUGGAAGAAGGAAUUCAUUUAUUACGCUGAUGUCAAGGAGCCAGAGAAGUUUCCUUUUGUGGUAUUGGGCAACAAAGUAGAUGUGACGGAAAGGCAAGUGUCCACUGAAGAGGCUCAGCAGUGGUGCCAAGAGAAUGGUGACUACCCUUAUUAUGAGACUAGUGCCAAGGAUGCCACCAAUGUUGCUGUGGCAUUUGAGGAGGCGGUACGCAGGGUACUGGCAAUGGAUGAAAGAACGGACCACCUUAUUCCUACAGACACUGUCAAGCUUCACAGAAAGCCCCGGUCUGCUGCCACUUGCUGUUCAUAACAUGCGCAGGAUUAACAUUAAUAAUUUUAAGGCUUUGUGAUUAGGGAUUCCAGGGGUACAGUGCUGUAAAAAAAAAAAAAAGAAA